GAUCACGGAAAAAGCAGAAGAUGUCGGCUCGGUCAUGUGAUCAGCUGUGUCCAAUCACAGCUGAUCACAUGGGACAUGUACACUGAACAUCAGGGCACUGAUGAUCAGUGUGCCCUGAUGAUCAGUGUAGCCCCAGCAGUGCCACCUGUCAGUGUCCAUCAGUGCCAGCUGUCAGUGCUCAUCAGUGCCAUUGCCCAUCAGUGCCACAUCAAUGCCACAUAUCAGUGCCCAUCUGAGCUGCCUUUCAGUGUCACCCAUCAGUGCCAGUCAGUGCCACCUAUUAGUGCCAGUCAGUGCCACCUUUCAGUGCCGCCUAUCAGUUCUGCCUUUCAGUGCCGCCUAUCA
This is a messenger RNA of Staurois parvus, 345 nucleotides long. The record is from the annotation of a GenBank genome assembly. NCBI's taxonomy places the organism in Eukaryota, Metazoa, Chordata, Amphibia, Anura, Ranidae.